This is a messenger RNA of Durusdinium trenchii, 1305 nucleotides long. NCBI's taxonomy places the organism in Eukaryota, Dinophyceae, Suessiales, Symbiodiniaceae. The record is from the annotation of a GenBank genome assembly.
CAAAGAAGAGGCUUCUGCAGAACCAAGAGCAUCGAUAUAUCAGUUGUUAAGCAAGAGUGACAAGAAGUUCAAGAUAUCGACAUAUAAAAGACAUAAACAGACCCAGCUGACCGAGGUGGUGUUGAGUGCAGAAGAGAUGCGUUCGUCUAUGGUCACAUACAAACACUAUGCAUCAAGCACAUUCAACAUCAAAAAAUACUUGCUUCGCUCCCUUCAAGCAUCAACGAGGCAGUGUGACUACAUAGACAGAAACAAGAUGAAACAAGUACAGAAACACUAACGCUGCCUGACUGGGGAAGCCAGCUGCAAGUGGGCGUGUAUUAGAAGAGGAAGACCCCCCAAUCAUGGGGUCCCCGGAUUGCCUUGGGGUCUCCCCUGGCAACAUACGCGCACACAUGACUUUUCAGCUUUCACGAUUCAGGAGCGUGAGAAACGCCUCAGAAACAUCAUGGCAUCAGCUGAAGGGCGAGCUCAAGAAAUACUUGCGCAGCAUGGUGGCAAUGCUUCUGCCCAAAAAGCUAUUCUGAAUCUUCGACACCAACUGGUUGAGGAGGCGCACAAUGUGAUGUACCCCUCAAUUUCGCGUGAGGAGCUACAGCAAAGGCGGCAGACCUUUGGGAAUGUCAAGUGGACAGAAGAUGCGAUGCAGCGUCUUUGCAGCUUCUCGCCACUGGUUGAGGUUGGAGCAGGUGAAGGCCAGUGGCAAGCAGAACUCCGGCGACGUGGGGCAGAUGUCAUUGCGUUUGACAAUCACUCCAGCCCUAGUCGCUUUGGAGAGGAAGCAUCUUCCAGGAUUAUGGUACCUGGUGCAGAAGUGCAGCGAGCAGAUGCGGAGGCAGCCAUGUCUGGGAGUGUCGGACGGACACUUUUGCUGGUAUAUCCUCCACCUGGAGACAUGGCGUCAAGGUGCCUGUCCGCUUACGGCGGAGAGACGUUGAUCUACGUGGGAGAAGGUCGAGGAGGUGUGAAUGCUAACAAUCACUUCUUCGAUCUUCUCAGCCAUGAGUGGACAUUGGAGGAAUCCUUGAGCUUGGAAACUCUACCCUGGAGUUACGAAAGCGUCUAUGUGCUCAAGCGCGCACACAGCUCAAAGGCAUAGCUGUUUGCCGUUACUCAAAAAGUAGCGGAGAGACGAGAAGAACACACAGCAUCUGUGUGAAGAUAUUUGGGCCUAGGCAAACCACAAAUGAUGCCUUCUCGCCGUCCUUCUUUGGCCGCGUCCAGUUCUAGCUUUUGCCUUUGCUCAGUGCCUUGCAUUACCCAGAGCCAUGUGGCUCUGAGUCUCAGAGGCAGCUAGGACCUAGG